UCAGGAUCCCGGGGAGGAAGAGAAAAGGGUGACCGUAUCUCUGAUUCCCACUUCAGACAGUCAGACUCUGGCCCCUGUGGGUAGGUAGCUCUCCUCCUCGCUGCGCUUGCUGCUUUGACCUUCCACCUCUCGAUCCACCGGAGCCAGAAGGCCGCCGCAGUCUUCCGAAGCCGCCAUGGACCCAGCCUCCGAGGUCGAGUACGAGAUCCCCACCAUGCUGCGCGUGCACAAGAGCGGCCGCGUCGAGCGCCUCGACGGCACCGAGACAGUCCCGCCUUCCCCCUCCGGCGACCCGGCCACUGGCGUCGCCUCCAAGGACGUCGUCCUCGACCCCGCUUCCAACCUCUCCGCCCGCCUCUACCUCCCCACCGCCGCCGCAGUCGCGGCGGGGGAGAAGAAGCUCCCAGUCGUCGUCUUCUUCCACGGCGGCGCCUUCAUGAUCCAGAACGCCGCGUCCCCGCUCUACCACCCGUACGCGGCCUCCCUCGCCGCCGCCGCGCCCGCGCUCGUCGUCUCCGUCGACUACCGCCUCGCGCCGGAGCACCCGCUCCCGGCCGCCUACGACGACGCCUUCGCCGCCCUCAAGGCGGUCGUCGACGCGCUCCUCCGCCCGGGCGCCGACGCCGAGCUCAGCUGGCUGGCCGCGCACGGCGACGCCUCCCGCGUCGUCAUGGCCGGCGACAGCGCCGGCGCGAACAUGGCGCACAACACCGCCAUCAGGCUGCGGAAGGAAGGCGGCAUCCAUGGCUACGGCGACAAGGUCAGCGGGCUCGCGCUCCUGCACGCCUACUUCUGGGGAAAAGAGCCCGUGGGCGGGGAGCCCGCGGACGCCGGGUACCGUGGCGGGAUCGAGCAGGUGUGGGAGCGCGCCUGCGGCGGCAGCUUCGGCCACGACCACCCGCACAUCAACCCGGCGGCGGCGCCGGAGGAGUGGAGGCGGAUCGGGUGCGGCCGCGUGCUGGUGGCCACGGCGGAGCUCUGCUUCUUCGCGGAGAGGGCGCGGGCUUACGCGGAGGGGAUCAAGAACUGUGGAUGGGAGGGCGAGGUCGAAUUUUACGAGACCAAGGGCGAGGGGCACGUCUACUUCCUGUUCAAGCCCGGCUGCGACGACGCCGUCAGGGAGCUCGCCGUCGUCGCCGACUUCGUAAGGCGCUGCUGAUGAUCCAGGUUUCACUAGUACUCCUAUAUACUCCGCAAUAAGGGAAGGAACAACAUGUACACUUUCUUGUGAUCUUUUGAUGGACAAGUGCAAAAUUCGAUCGAGAAAUGAUGCAAUGAUCUUGUUGAUCCUGAAUUUCUGAUCAAGAUCGCUAAAGAAUUCUGAACCUA
Brachypodium distachyon (stiff brome) is the source of this 1329-nucleotide messenger RNA. RefSeq names its product probable carboxylesterase 7. The record is from RefSeq and is a predicted model, not a curated record. Bases 176 to 1159 code for a protein of 327 amino acids. The transcript has a single exon. NCBI's taxonomy places the organism in Eukaryota, Viridiplantae, Streptophyta, Magnoliopsida, Poales, Poaceae. Gene Ontology annotation, molecular function: hydrolase activity.